AUGGACAGCAAAAUCAAAAAAUUUGAAGAUGAUAUUAAGAAGAUUGAUGAUAUGGUUAGUGCUGAUAGUUAUGACGGAACAAUAGAAGCUAGACGGAAGGCUCCGGUGACUUGCUGUGCGAAGUGGUAUGUCAAAAAAAUACAUUGGAAGCAAAUGUCCCAAUCCCAACAUGCUAGAGAUAUGGAUAAGAACACUAGGUACUUCCAUAACCUAGCAUCGGUGAGAAGGAGGAACAACAGGAUUGAGUCUCUAGUGAUUAAUGGAAGAGUGAUUGAUCACGAAGAGGCAGCAGUGUUAGAAGAAAUGCCAUCAUCUGAGGAAGUUCGAGAGGCAGUCUGGGAUUGUGAGUCCAGUAAAGUUCCAGGUAGUGAUGGUUAUAAUAUGAACUUCAUAAAGAAAUGUUGGGGUGAGCUUGGUCAGGAAUUUACUGUAGCUGUGUUGGAUUUUUUCCAGAAUGCGAAGCUACCAACAGAUGCUAAUGUUACUUGGGUAGCACUAGCUCCAAAAUUUGUGGGGGCCAAGGAAAUUAAAGACCCCAGACUGAUUAGUAUGGUUGGAUGUGUUUAUAAGAGUGAGGUGAAGUUUUGUGGAUAUAGUGCUGCAGAAGAUGGGCUUGGUUUUCAAUGGAGGAAUUGGGUGAAGGAAUGUGUGACUACAGCGUCUAUGUCAGUGCUGAUCAAUGGGUCGCCAUCCAAGCCGUUCAAGAUGGAGAGUGGACUCAGACAACGAGACCCUCUUUCUCCUUUUCUGUUUGUUCUUGUCAUUGACGUUCUGCACAGAAUGGUGGGGGAGGCGCUAAUGUCUGGCCUAAGUAUCAAUUUUGAUAAGUCAAGCCUAAUUCCAGUCAACUGUAAGAAGGAGUGGGUGACGGAUAUGUGUGGUUUGUUGGGAUGUGCCGAGGCGGUAUUACCUGUCAGAUAUUUAGGAAUUUCUCUUGGCGCUAAUCCUCGGCUGGUGAAGACCUGA
Arachis stenosperma is the source of this 966-nucleotide messenger RNA. RefSeq lists its product as uncharacterized. The transcript has 4 exons. The record is from RefSeq and is a predicted model, not a curated record. The coding region runs from base 1 to 966 and encodes 321 amino acids. Lineage: Eukaryota; Viridiplantae; Streptophyta; Magnoliopsida; Fabales; Fabaceae.